Messenger RNA from Salvelinus namaycush (lake trout), 1645 nucleotides. Its product is annotated as LIM domain transcription factor LMO4-B-like. The transcript has 5 exons. Bases 349 to 1071 code for a protein of 240 amino acids. NCBI's taxonomy places the organism in Eukaryota, Metazoa, Chordata, Actinopteri, Salmoniformes, Salmonidae. The record is from RefSeq and is a predicted model, not a curated record.
CUGUCAAAGACGCUAGUGAUAGUUGAGAGUCGGAUGAUAAAUGUAAUUGACUUAAAAAUAUGUUGCAUGCAAUCUCUUUAAAACUAAUUUUAUUACAUUGUAUUUUUGAUAACGUGCGCUUUUUCCUUUUUGACAUUGCUGUAAAUCGUUUUAAUUAACCACUUUCGAAAAUGUGUCGCUUUAUUUGUGGGAUAUGGAUAUCAUAGAAGCGCUAGUUUGUCAGUCAGAUUUAACUGUUGUUGAAACAUUAUCCGCUGUCGUCCAUUGUUUUCUUUUUUCUUUUUUACAACAACUUCUCCACGUCUGAAUUCUCUGGAACGCACAUCAAGGAGCUUUUGAGGGCUCAGCAUGGUGAACAGUCAGCUGGGUGGGGGUGUGGCGUCACCCCCCAGGUCAUGUGCAGGAUGCGGGGGGAAGAUCGCAGACCGCUUCCUGCUCUUCUCCAUGGAGCGCUACUGGCACACACGCUGCCUCAAGUGCUCCUGCUGCCACGCACAGCUAGGCGACAUUGGCAACACCUGCUACAGUAAAGGAGGCAUGAUCCUGUGUAGGAGUGACUAUAUCAGGUUGUUCGGGCACAGUGGAGCAUGCAGCGCCUGUGGCCAGUCGAUCCCGGCCAAUGAGAUGGUUAUGAGGGCACAGGGCAAUGUGUACCAUCUCAAGUGUUUCACCUGUGCCACCUGUAGAAACAGACUGGUGCCAGGCGACCGCUUCCACUAUGUUAACGGCACCAUCUUCUGUGAGCACGACCGGCCAGAGGCUGCACUGCUCAACAGCCACCUGCCCCCACUCCAGAGUAACCCUGUGCUGCCUGACCAGAAGGACGGCCUAACCCGGACGACGCUGGGACAAUUGUGCGCCACCCUAUGGGACUCCCGAUCAUGGCCGAUUGUGAUACACCCCGAGAUCGAACCAGGUUCUGAAGUGAUGCCUCUAGCACUGAGAUGCAGUGCCUUAGACCGCUGCGCCACUUGGGAUCCUCAUCACCAUCCACCAUCUUGUCUCUUUGACCAGGAGGUUAUUUUUACUUGCAGGAUCAACUUCAGAUGUGUUGUACAUAUCCAUGCUUGAGACAGUGUACAAAUACACCGUAAUGGUGAGUCGUGUGUGAUACAGUGCUGGUCUGCCCAUCAAAGACAAUAUGGACCACAUUAACUACUUCAGGACUGAGGUUACAUGUUGUACUGUAAGUAAGGGACCCCCAAUUCUGUGCAUAUCCAGAACUUUGGUGCUUGUGGACAAAUCUUGCCAUGAAUUUUAAGGGUAUGGCCUGGACCCUCUCCAAGAAGAAUAAAGCAAAUAAAAAUAAGCUUUUCCAUGGAGUCCACUGAAACUCUGUCACAGUGGCAUUGCUGUAGUUAUCAUUAUUGUCAAGAAUAACCCAUCGCCUAGAUAAUGAACUCAGAAUCCCUCUCAAUGGCCUCUCAUCUGUUACUCUGUGAUGUUUAAACCAUCAUAUGAAUUAGGCUGAAGUCAAGGAAGAAGAUACAUGUCCAUUAUUUUUUUAUAAUGCUAUUGUGUGUUUCCCAGUAGAGUUCUAUUUCCUGAAUUAAUGUUUCAUUCAAUUGAAUUAUGGAUGCCUGUUCAAUAUGUGAAAUUAUCGGAUGGAGACAAAAAAUGCUAUUAAAAGACUACUAUAACAUGA